UUGAAGCUGAUGAAGCUAUGUACUGGUUCAUACAGGAAUAGAGGCGCAAUGUUUCUUCUGUUAUUUAACGCCGCUAUUUAUUUAAAAUCAAGAUGUUGUAAUCACUCUUGUAUGCUCAGGUACAAUAACUUAGAAAACUGAUGUAAAAUGGUCAAAAGGCAAGAAAAAUCACGAUAAAACUGAUAUGCAUUUGGAUAAGUGGCUAGCUACGGUAAGAUUAUUGGAUCUAGUGGGAUAAUCGCGCAGUUUGAGAUCGAAUGCGUAUUUUUUUAGAAGUAUUAUUAAAACGUUGCACUAAUACAUUUGUAACCGAUAUCACAAACGUAUCUGAAAGGAUCGUAGCUGGGUCUUAAAAUGGUGAAGGAUGAAUGUAAAAUGCUUUUGGAUGCCCUAAACAAAGUGUCAGCUUGCUAUCGGCAUUUGGUUAUCUGUGCUGGUGGGACAUCGGACUCUCAAAAUUUACGGGAAGAACUAAAGAAAACCAGACGAAAAGCACAGGUGUUAGCAGUUGCUAACAAAAACAAGUUAAUAACUAUUUUAAAGGACAAAACUAUCAGCAAAGAUGAUCGGGCUGAAUUCGAACGGCUGUGGGUACUGUUUUCGACGUGUAUGGAAGUCUUGGAAAUCGACAUGAGAAGGGCUUUGGAACUGGGUCAAGAAUUUCCACUGAAUGUUCCCACAAAACAUCUGAUUCAGACGGGGAUGAUUGGCGGGACAUCUGCUGUAGCCGCCCGUGCUAUGAAUGUUCAGAACAUGAACUACGAAGAGGGGAACAAUAUAGACAUUGUCGAUCUAACCGAUUUGGAACAAGAGAUCAAUGAAGUUGGGGAAAUGAUAUACGAAAUGGAGAUGAAAGUGAACGUCCUUCAAUGGACAGUGGAAGCAAAGCAAGGCCCCGGUUCUGAGCUAAAGUCAACCGCCAGUGCUGGUGUUUCAUCGCUCGCUGUCAUGUCUGUGAGCGGUGGUGGCAAUGAUAAGCUGUGCGACACCAGUAAGGUCUUUGCUGGAGCGAUGUUCAGCGCUGUACUAAUAAUUGCCAUUGCUCUAGCUGUGUGUAUUGUAAAAUUUGCUUAACACUACCGUGUUCAUUUCCACUUUAUGUAGAGGAAUUAAUUUGGGCCCUUUUGUCCAUGUGAGGUACGAUUUGCCUCUGAGUGAGAUAGUAUUACAAAAAGUGUGUGUACCUCGCCGCUGUUUAUGCCACAGUAGAAUGGUACAGCGUAAAUAUCCAAGUAUUUCAACUUAAACGUAUUAUAGCAAUACUUAAUGUUAUUAAUGUUCAAUAGCAAACUGCAUAUUUUCACUGUACCUGUCCUUAGAGUCAAGUGUUGUUAUAAUAAAUCUUAAUUUUGAUAAAGUAGCCAGCUACGAAAUGUUAAAUGUGCAUUUCCUUCAACUAAAUGUUUGCGAAAUGUCUUUGGUCGUGGUCAGUCGGGAUAGUUUGUUUUAUGUAUAUAGGGAAGCGCUGAGAAUUUUAAAAACAAGUUUCACUUGUUACAGCCAUUAGAUUAGAAACUGCCUCACCUUGUAGUCAGAGGCAUAACGAAUAAUUGACUAGUAGAAGUAACGUAACUUUCCUGAAGGAUAUAUUCAGUUUUCAGCAAGCUGAGUCCUUUGUUUGUACAUUUAAAACAAAAAAAAACCGAAUUGUUUUAUAUGGGAUUUCAUUUGAUAAACAGCAAAAGUAGAGACCAGCACUGUCUGCCAAUUCAUCACGGAAAUCGGGGAGAAAAAUCCACGGAAUGGAAAACUAACUGCUAGGGAAUGGUUGGGAUAAAAUUGAUGUAUUUUGAGAGGUCAAGUAAACACAAAGCAUAAGGAACCUGUCAAAGAAGUGAAAAUGGGAAGAGGCUCAAUGGCACGUAACCGUUGCUCGGGGUCUGGUUGCGCCUAAAGCCUUCUAUUUAAAUCCCCGUGAAUGGGAAAUAUUGAAAUAUAGUGGUUCAGGGAUAAAUACGAAUUCAAGAGCAAUGCAAUGCUUCUGGGUUUGAACUUUCUCUUAAAAUAUGCUUUUUGGCGAACAGCUGAGCAAAUAACUGAGGAAAAAUACAACCAGAGUUAAUUUGCAAGACUAAAGUUAUCUGUAAACUAUUCAAUAUUACUUCCCAUCUGUUUUGUUUCGUUUAUUUUAAAUAAAGUAAAAAUUCUAGUCCCUA
This is a messenger RNA of Pristis pectinata (smalltooth sawfish), 2156 nucleotides long. Its product is annotated as regulator of G-protein signaling 9-binding protein. Lineage: Eukaryota; Metazoa; Chordata; Chondrichthyes; Rhinopristiformes; Pristidae. The transcript has a single exon. The record is from RefSeq and is a predicted model, not a curated record. The coding region runs from base 355 to 1074 and encodes 239 amino acids. Gene Ontology annotation, cellular component: neuron projection; photoreceptor outer segment. Gene Ontology annotation, biological process: detection of light stimulus involved in visual perception; G protein-coupled receptor signaling pathway.